AUGGAGACGCCCAAGUUCACGCUCAACCUUCCGACGAAGGCGAAGCGGACGGCGGUGAGGGGUCUGCCACCUCUCGAUCUGGUGCAGGCCAACUUAGAUCAGCCAACAGAGCCCCGUGUCUAUGAAGUUCUGAGGAAAGCCGAGGCGGGUAGGGUCACAGCGAAAAAAUACCUUGGACCCAAGCUGCCGCCGAUCAAUGUCGUCAGCGACACCAAGCGACCGACGGACAACAAGCCUGUCUAUGUGGACGGACAGGGCCGGCUCUACGACGCCUUCUACCGGCCCUUCACCGAGCAGGACUCGAAGCGGCUCAUGUCCAGCCGGCUGGAGCAGCCGGGCGCCUUCCCGUCGCACCUCGACUACGCCACCUUCUCCGAGUACCAGGCCGCGGUGCUGGCCUGGCGGCAGCGCACCGAGGAGUCCCUCGCUAAUCUGCAGCUGCCGCAGCUGAUGGGCCGGGCCUACCCGCGCCCGCGCGUGCCCAAGCUGAGCGCCGACGAGGCCGAGGAGGAGGACAACCGCAGCGACGCCGACGACGACAACGACGGCACCCAUGGCGGAGCCCAUUGGGCACGACUCACUGCCGCCGUCACAAAGCCGUCCGACAUCCCCGACCCUCCCAAGGGAGCGACCCGAGGACACGGUGCUGCACCUGCCGCCUGCGGCCCUGCGCACUCCGUUCUGGCUAAGCUGAUGACGAUGGCACUGACGAUGGAGCUGGCUGCGGAAGACCCGGUCCGGCAAGAGGACACCUGGGACCAUCAGCUCUUUCCCCGCCAGCCGAUUCCCGACCUCUACGGAUCGUUCGAAGGUGAGUAUGAACACGCCCUCAAGCGCUGGGCGCUGGUGGUGACCAGCCUGCUGGAUAUCAUCCCGCCACACCCUGUCCAGCUGAUCGAGAUGAUCAAGCCAGCCGCCUCAGUUCAGAAACCGGUAAAGGAUUCUGUGAGCCUGGCCAUGGCCAUUCGCCGCCGAUCGUACGCUGCAGAGGUCGAUGAUGAGUACCACGAGCAGGUCAAGAAACCCAUCUUUAACGCUGAAGAUGCCACCAAGGAACUGCUCUACAGCACCUUCGUCUACAACCCUCGCCCGCCUCCAGCUACAAAGACGGGAUGGGAGAGAAAGACGGAUAAGUUUGUCGCCCGCGACAAGUGGAUUCAACUGCCGGUGAACGUGCAACGCGAGAUCACUCGCCGCAUCAAGGUCAUCGUUCAGAAAAGGCUCAUCGCUGUGCGACGCACGGACCUCUCAAGCGAAGAGGCAGCCUCGUCAACCGAUUCUCCCGCACUGGUGGGCCGAAAGCCGGUGCUGUUCUACCUUCCCGUUGAUGACAUUGGUCCGAUCAACGUCAAGCGAUUGAGCGUCGACAAUGAGUACAAGCAGCAGUGGGCGAGACAGUUGCGAGCCCUCCAGACCGUGGGCAGGCACGACCGCUUGCAGUCCUGGUUUUGGCCACAGGUCAAGGACGCGGUCCACGACCGGCACGUCGCUGAGCUGGCCCGCCUGGCUGAGCGGCGGAGCUCAUCGGCCAUGCCACCGGCGCAGUUCAUCCGCCAGAUGCUCAGCACGCACAUCUACCUGGACAAAUUCACCAAGCUCCUAUCCCAACACACGUCGAUCGACGACGGCGAAAUGGAGUACGGCGACGAGAAGCUGACCUACGAGCAGCUGCUCCUGCAAUGCGUCAGCCCCGACACGUUCAGCAGGGACGUGCUGUCGCUGUUCGACGACAGCGCCUCAGAGCUGACCCACGCCAAGCUGGCCUACUUCGUGGGGCAGGUGAUGCAAUCCCGCAUCGCCAAGCAAGUGCUCGAGGGCCUCGUGUCUAGCCCAGACGCGACCGGGCUCUACUAUUUUGCGCACGCGAUGACGCUAUUCGAUGAGAUACCCGUGGAUCUGUGGCCCUAUCGCGCCUCGACCAUGGAGUCGGUGUUUGUGCAUACGGCGAGCCGCAAGCGGGCCGACGUCGAGCCGCUGCUGACCGCCCUGUUCCGGCACUACUACCUCAAGGCGGCCUACGCCACGGCCAAGAAACAGAACCUCCUCUACUUUUCCAUCACCUAUGAGCUCGCCCGCGCCGUCAAGGGGCUGGCCUGGCGAGACUACGCAUUCAUCCAUACCGACAUGUUCAAUGGGGUCCGAUCCCAGUCUUCGCGGAUCAGCGCGGUGUGGCUCUUCGUGUGGGUCCAGCUCCUGCGCCACGACUCGGAGGCCGUGCGGGCUGCGUUGGCCGCCCCGCAAGCGCGGCUCAUCCCCAACCUGCGGUGCAUGGGGACCGACGGCGUGGGCAGGUGGCGCCACGUCCAGUACGCCGUGCGCCGUAUUUUCGAGGUGAUGAUGAACAGCGAGUUCUGGAGUGGCGCGUUGCACGCCUACUACUCGGACUCGGUCACCAAGCACCACAUAAUCAUGGACCUGUCUGAGUUGACGGAGAACUACGGGUCGUAUGCGGCGAAGAGCGACCGCCCGCCCGCGUUGCUGUCGCAGAUGGUCGCGGAGCUGUGCACGCGGGCAAUGCAGGCCCGGACGGGCAAGCUCAUGCUUACUGGCCGCCUCUUUCGUGAGCUCUGGGCCACGAUCAAAUCCGUGCCCAAUUCCCAGAUUUUGGAGCUGCUAACGGGACUGCUGGCCGAUCUGGCCAAGACUCUGCUCGAGCGGGGCGACAUCGGUGGCGGAGAUUGGGACAUCUGCAAAGCGGCCUGGAAGCUCUUCUACACGGUCGUCAAGUACCAGCCGGGCACCCUUCCGCGGCUCCUCACCACCAAGCUCCUCAAACAGGUCGACGGCCAGUGGGUCGACGCCGGCAACUCCGGACCCGUGUUGGAGUUCGUGCUCGUCAUGUCGUCCAUGCCGGACAUGGUCAUCGCCAACAGCUUUCACUAUCUCGCCAAGGUCUUCCUGCUGGAGGCGAGCGAGCGACGGAGACGGGAGCAGGGCCGGCCGCCGAUACGUAAGGACGGCGGGUCGGGCCAGCUGGAGCGGGACGUCAAGGAGCUGGUCAGCUUCUACCAACAGAAGGCGACGUUCCUCCACGUCAACAUCACCUACACCCACUUCGCCAUGGCCGACCGAACCGAGGCCCAGGCCAAGUUCCAGCAGAUGGCCCUCUUCUACCACGCCAUCACCACCUCCCCCGCCUGCGCCCCCAUCUACCAGGCCGCCCUCAAGAACGCGUCGUAUGCUGCGGGCAUAGAGAAGAUGAAGGCGUUGUACAUCCCCAAGAGCAAGUACUACUCGGCCGGCAGCGCAGCCAAAUAA
Acanthamoeba castellanii str. Neff is the source of this 3258-nucleotide messenger RNA. RefSeq lists its product as uncharacterized. Lineage: Eukaryota; Discosea; Longamoebia; Acanthamoebidae. The coding region runs from base 1 to 3258 and encodes 1085 amino acids. The record is from RefSeq and is a predicted model, not a curated record. The transcript is spliced from 22 exons. Gene Ontology annotation, biological process: positive regulation of TORC2 signaling; positive regulation of Ras protein signal transduction.